Messenger RNA from Drosophila innubila, 5045 nucleotides. RefSeq names its product unconventional myosin-Ia (gene dachs). Gene Ontology annotation, molecular function: cytoskeletal motor activity; ATP binding; actin filament binding. Gene Ontology annotation, biological process: actin filament organization; vesicle transport along actin filament. The record is from RefSeq and is a predicted model, not a curated record. Lineage: Eukaryota; Metazoa; Arthropoda; Insecta; Diptera; Drosophilidae. The transcript has 8 exons. Gene Ontology annotation, cellular component: actin cytoskeleton; cytoplasm; myosin complex. Bases 448 to 4326 code for a protein of 1292 amino acids.
UGUGUUUAAAUCAUAACGGAAAAGUCGCCAAAAAAAAACGGCAAUAAAAUAAUACUUGUUUGCUUAUAGAUACACAUACGAGUACAGCAUAUGUGUGUGUGCGCGAGUGUAACAUAGUUUACCUGUAUAUACCUGUGUGUGUGUGUGUGAGUGUGUACCUUGAAGGUAUCUAAGCAUCCACUCCGACUCCAACUCUGACUGCGGCUACAUUUUCAACUUCGCGUGUCUGCGACUUGGAUAUACGAAAUUAUUCAAAUAAGAAAAUCGUCGCCUCCUCAUCCUCUCGUCCUUAUACGUCAAAAGCGAGAAAAAAGCAAAAACAACAUAAAAGAAAAGGAACUCACAUUUGAAAUCCAAACUUGUUUUUUUGGGUGACUGCAGUUGGAAUUAGCUGGUUUUUUUGGUGCUUUCGUUCCUUGUUAUUGGCCACACAAAUGUACAUCAACGAUGGCCACAUUGGGCCUGUCAAAAGUUUUCAUACUGGAUAAAUAUUUUACGGAAUUGCAAAAAUUUUGGGAGACCGAGAAGAAGCUGCAGGAUGCUUCAUCAUCCAAUGAGGCAGUGCAUCUGCAGCAGCGGCUGAAGAGUCUGAGCACCGAGCUGCUGGUCAUGCGCAAUCGGUUGCAUGUGGAGGGUCAGGUUCAGGGUCGGGGCAGCGAUGCACAGCAUCACAGCAUUGGCGUUGGCGUCGGCGUCGCCGUUGGCAUUGCCAAUAAUGGAGGUGCGAAGGCGGCUAACUUUGAUUUGAAUGCAUCCAGUCCGAAUCUAAAUCUGGGCACUGCCGGUCUAUCAACAAAUGCAUUGCAGCAGCAUGUGAACGGAGGUGGACAACAUACGCUGCCCAAGCAGCACACUUACAACUUCAGCCAGACGUUGCCAAGUAAUUCGGGCUCUGGUGCUGUCAUCUCGGCACGCAACACAUCGAUUCCACAUCCAUUGCCACAUCAGCUGGGCGAUAAAUCCGCAUUGUCGCAUCACAAGAGCAACAAUGGAAGUCUGGGUGCUUUGGCAACAUUGCCACAUGGCGGCAAUUCCAAUUGCAACACGCUGCCGAUGCGCUCAUCGACGGCAACUGCGCUUGCGGCAUCGGUGGCAGCAUCGCAGCAGCAGCAACAACAACAACAACAUCAUCAAAGCCAGCAAUUUCCCUCGACCAAACAUGUGAAUCCUUGCCAGAGUGUGAAGACGUUGCCAUUUGGAUUCGGAUUUGCCGCCGGCGGCAUUAAGCUGCAUUCAACUGGAAGGCCCCCUAAGGAUAUGCAGGAUCUAAUCCAUCUGGCGGGUCCUCUUAACGAGCAUGCCGUUAUGCAUACGCUACAGGCACGCUUCAACGAGCAGCGAUAUUUCACAAAUGUGGGACCCAUUCUGCUGUCGAUUAAUCCCUAUCUGGAUGUGGGCAAUCCGCUGACAUUAACAUCGACGCGUGACUUGCCGCUGGCACCGCAGCUCCAGAAGAUAGUGCAGGAGGCAGUGCGUCAGCAGAGUGAGACGGGUUAUCCGCAGGCCAUCAUACUGUCGGGCACCAGCGGAGCAGGGAAGACAGCGAAUGCCAUGUUGAUGUUGCGCCAACUUUUUGCCAUUGCCGGUGGUGGCCCGGAAACGGAUGCCUUUAAGCACUUGGCUGCCGCUUUUACGGUCUUACGUUCGCUUGGAUCCGCCAAGACAACCACCAACUCGGAGUCCAGUCGCAUUGGCCAAUUCAUUGAGGUACAAGUGACGGAUGGUGCACUCUAUCGCACCAAGAUUCACUGCUAUUUUCUGGAUCAGACGCGCGUCAUCCGUCCACUGCCCAAGGAGAAGAACUAUCACAUAUUCUAUCAACUUCUGGCCGGACUCAAUAGGGAAGAACGUCAAAAGCUCCAUUUGGAGGGAUAUUCACCGGCUAAUCUGCGUUAUCUGCGUGGUGAUAGCUCCCAGAACGAACAGGAGGAUGCUCAACGUUUCCAGUCGUGGAAAACUUGUCUGGGCAUCUUGGGGAUUCCCUUUUUGGAUGUGGUGCGUGUGCUGGCUGCGGUUCUAUUGCUUGGCAAUGUUCAGUUUAUCGAUGGAGGGGGCCUCGAGGUGGAUGUCAAAGGCGAAACGGAGCUUAAUUCAGUGGCCAGUCUUUUGGGUGUGCCUCCGGCAGCACUGUUCCGGGGAUUAACCACACGCACCCACAAUGUGCGGGGCCAGCUGGUGAAAUCGGUGUGCGGGGAUGGAGAUGCGAAUAUGACGCGGGAUUGUCUGGCCAAGGCGUUGUACUGUCGCCUGGUGGCGACGAUUGUCAGGCGAGCAAACAGCCUGAAGCGUUUGGGCUCGACGCUGGGCACGCUCAGCUCGGACUCGAAUGAGUCGGUGCACAACCAGGCGGAUGCAGCAUCCCAGCAUGCGUCGACUAUUGGCGGUGGCAAUGCGGGCUCCAAGUCGAUGGCCGCACUGAAUAACGCAGUGCGACAUGCGACGGAUGGAUUCAUUGGCAUUCUUGACAUGUUCGGCUUUGAGGAGCCAUCGCCACAUGCCCAGCUGGAGCAUCUGUGCAUCAAUCUGUGUGCGGAGACAAUGCAGCAUUUCUACAACACGCACAUCUUCAAAUCCUCGGUGGAAUCCUGUCGGGAUGAGGGCAUUGUAUGCGACACGGAGGUCGACUAUGUGGAUAAUGUGCCAUGCAUUGAUUUGAUAUCCUCGCUGCGAACCGGUUUGCUCAGCCUCUUGGACAUGGAGUGCUCGGUGCGAGGCACAGCCGAGAGUUAUGUGACCAAGCUGAAGGUGCAACAUCGCUGCUCCACGCGACUGGAGGCCCGCAAUGCCUCCGAACCAGAUGAUCCACGUCUUUUUGCCAUCAGACAUUUUGCGGGUCGCGUUGAGUACGACACCACCGAUUUUCUGGACACGAAUAGGGAUGUGGUGCCGGAUGAUCUGGUUGCUGUGUUUUACAAACACAGUUGCAACUUUGGCUUUGCCACACAUCUCUUUGGCUCGGAGCUGAAGGCUCUGUAUGCCCAGCAGCAGGCACCGCGUGGCCUCAGUUUCCGCAUUUCACCCACCUCGCACUCGGACCUGCUCAAUGGCGAUGAGCCCGUUUCCACACUCACCCAGGACUUCCACACACGACUGGACAAUCUGUUGCGCACUCUUGUCCAUGCCAGACCGCAUUUUGUGCGCUGCAUUCGGAGCAAUGCAUCCGAGCAGGCGGGCAGAUUCGAGCGGAUGACGGUGGUGCGACAGAUUCGUUCCUUGCAGGUUCUGGAGACGGUGAAUUUGAUGGCAUCUGGAUUUCCACAUCGCAUGCGCUUCAAGCAAUUUAAUGCCCGCUAUCGCAUGUUGGCUCCCUUCCGCCUGCUGCGACGCAGCGAGGACAAAGCUCUGGAGGAUUGCCAGCUGAUACUGCAGUAUGCCAUGGACAUGGAGCAGCCACCUGUGCUAGAUGGUUCCGUAACGCUGGCCUGGGCGCCGGGCAAGAGACAUGUCUUCAUUAGCGAAGGCAUCCGACAGCAUCUGGAGCACUUACGCACUGAGAUUCGCCACAAGAGCGCCACCCGGAUGCAGGCCACCUGGCGUGGCUGGUGCUGGCGCAAAAAGAUGGGCAACAGCCUGAAGCGUCCCAGUGCCAACGAUGCCGGACUCAUGUCAGCAUUGCCGGCCAUUGCCAACUCCUGUGCCAAACUCGCCAGUGCCCACAAUAAUCCCAAUGGCAAGGCAACUUCUGCUGCAAUGGCUGCUCUCGCCGCCGUGGCUGCAGCUGCUCCCAAUACAGUUCCACGCCUCUCUGCGAAAUCCACAAAUCCGAAUCUCGGCAUCGGUGGCACAGUGACCCGGCCGAGACCUCAGCCCAUUGCCGGCACACCACCGCCGGAUCCACACGAGAAAUGCGACCAGAAGAUUAUACAACAAACAUGUAGUCUUUUCGGAUUAGAUUUGGAACGCCCACCGCCCGUGCCUCCAUCGAGAGCGUACACCAUCACGGCCAACUCGAAGAAGCUUGGCUAUCCGCAAACUCGCAUCAUGAAAAUGAAUUUUCCAGAGGAUGCUCUUGCUAAUCCGGCAACAGCAAUGCCACCUCCGGCCGCAGGGGAGCUGCAACAACAACAGCAACAACAGCAGCAACAACAACAGCAGCAACAACAGCAGCCGUUGAAAAAAGGCGAGACUGUGACUGUGGUGGGUGCCUCUAAUGGUCGGGGUCACUUGAUUGUCGAGCACAAAGGCCAAAGCUAUCAUGUACCCUUUCAGUACAUGGAACUGAGCAGUCAAACAAUUGGCUCUAGUGGCAAUGCCAGCAUCCCCAGUAUUCCCAGCAUCCCAACUAUUCCCAUCUCGACUGGACAAUCUAAUGGAGUCAAGAUUUAAAGCCACACAAAAUGAACUCAGGUGCACUUCCAAAAAAGUCACCUAACAGGUUCGAGGACUGUAUAUAUUUCAACUAGUUCAUAAUAUUUUUUUUGGAUAGUUCCCAUCUCCAAAAAAUUUGAAUUGUGCUUACCCUAAAUAUUGUUAAGAUUAUGGAAUCUGCUUUAACAUUCAGAUUCUAAGCACAUUGUAGUAUUAUUUUAUGUUUACCACUGUACGGUAGGUUGUAGCUUCCAGUGCCAAUCAAGUGAGUUCUUCCAAUAAGAAUAAUCAAUUAUAAGUUCUUGUAAUUAAAAUUUAUACACACACACAUAUGCAUACAAGAGAUUAGUUAUUGCUCAUUAAAUACGUGUUCGAUUAUUCAUUUACCGAUCACUUUGCGGUUUUAUUUCUUUCUUGUUACUCAUAUAGCCUGAUAUAAAUAUCCAUAAAUAAAAUAUAAGUAGUUUUACAUAUAUAGCUUUAAGAUAUCGCAUAUUAUUUACCGUUUAUCAUGUUAAUGUUAAGUUUACUAUUCUGACAAUGUUGCCACUUGGUUAUAAAAAGACUCACAUUGCCAACUUAUCAUCUUAUCUUAUCCAUGUCAUGUGAAAUUUAACUAAGUUACUUAUGUAUUCAGCCAAUUUAUGUGCUAGAAAUACAUAAAAAUAUAUAGAUAUCUAUGUACUAAAAUUAAAUCCAUUCCUGCAUUAAAGAAACACAUAAUUGAGAACAUUAAA